Molecule: messenger RNA, 450 nt
Organism: Gongylonema pulchrum
Lineage: Eukaryota; Metazoa; Nematoda; Chromadorea; Rhabditida; Gongylonematidae
Source: the annotation of a GenBank genome assembly
AAGAUACCCGUUCUGGGCAAACAUCAGCGGGCUAUCACGUGUGGAGCUUUUUCAAAUAACGAUUUACUGGCACUUGGAGCGGAGGAUGCCUCAAUUACAGUUAGCAGUACUGAUGGUGAUUCGGUAUUCUCAUUCACAUGCAAUUCGGAUCCAUCGAUGAUAAAAUUUUAUGAUUUCAAACAGAGCAGCGAGAAGAAUGCCAAGUCUGAUGUCAUGCUAAGCGCUGUGUUGGGCAAAAAAAUCUUGAUGCUUGUGAACUUGAGCGAUUCCGAGAAUCCGAUCAAUUUGCAGUUUCAAGUUCGCUACGGCAAUAUCGCUACGUAUUGCUGGUUUGGUGAUGGUUUUUUGCUGUUAGGCUUCGAUAAAGGUUUUUUGGUAUGUAUUUCGGUGAACGAUUCGGAGAUUGGCCAGGUUUAUUUCUCGUCACUUAAUUUCUGUAUCUAUAAAUAA